Molecule: messenger RNA, 2037 nt
Organism: Necator americanus (New World hookworm)
Lineage: Eukaryota; Metazoa; Nematoda; Chromadorea; Rhabditida; Ancylostomatidae
Exons: 12
Coding region: 1-2037 (678 amino acids)
Source: RefSeq, a predicted model, not a curated record
AUGGGCGAGGAUGCUCAAAUUGACGAAGCUGAUGAGGGUUAUGGCCUUUCACCGAUAUUAGAUGGUUCUGAAAGAUCUGAAGAACCAGAAGGGAUAAUCUGCUCAAUCGAUGGGUCCUACGCUCCAGUGAAGCAGACCCGCCGUUACGCACUAGAUGAGCUACAACCUUGUUUUGAAGAGACGUUGGACCACCAGAGGACUACACGAUCAGCGAUGUCCAGGGAAUCCUUCAUGUUCCAAUCAGGAGUAGUUUUGGAUGAAAGCCGGCCUAUUUUUGCGAAUGUUUCGCGAAGGUCGCAGCUUGUUGUUCGGCAAAACGGCUCGACAAUUCGCCUUCCUCAACCGCUGGACACCCCACCAAAACAGGAGAAAGUGCAAGUGAAUCGAUCGAUGAACCGUACACGACCGUCAAGUGCGAAACGUCGUGAAAUCAGCCCUAUUCGAGUUGUUAGCCAUGAUGGGUCGGAGACGGUUGCGACACGAAAUUCUCAGGUUUACGAUCCACUCCGCAAGAUUUCCAAUGAAACACACGAAUUGCAUGACCCGGAGUUCAGCGCAGAGCUUAAGAAUCAGGAGAGGAAGCUCAUGGAUGGCCUGAAAGCUAUAAUGCAGUUCUGUGAAAAGCAAAGAAGACCAGUUUCUAAAGUUUCUGCGACCGGCACCAUGGUCACAGCGUUCACAAGAAGUGGCAGUGUGAGUAGCGUUUCGACAGGACGAGAUGGUCUAACCAAGGAGAUUCGAAACCUGCAGGAAGCCUUUGCUGGUAUUGAUUUUGCGAGCCGUGCAGCAGCGGGUCGGGAUUGCGACGAAAGUAUCGCUGAUUCGUUUGCUCUGGACGAUGAAAUAAUAACCAUCGAACGACCACCGACAGGGUCUCGUGGAUCGUCAGCGGUUGAAGAAGCUCGACUAAGUUCUGCCCAUACUCUUGCGGAUAAUGCAAUCCGUGAUGCGGAUAUAUGUUCGAGGACAUUGCGAUCAGGAGUUCUCAAUCGCAUCGCCGUGAGGGAAAAAGGCACAAACACUCAGGGAGGCGAAAAGGUAUGCAUCAAACAUCACAUAAUUACACAUCGCGUGAAGACUGUUCCGGACCACCAUAAAGAGCAUCGAAGGCAUAGCACUUCGCUUGCCUCCGCUAGCCACAAACCGAACUUCCAACCCUUCAAGUUGGAUAGCCGACCAGUUUUGCUUGAUGUUGACUCGAUUCCUCACCUCAAGUGGACAGAUACACGCAAUUCCAUGUUCGACGGGGCUGAGGUGCGAGCUGCUAUCCAUGGCGAUGAACAUGCAACCCACACUCAUCGCAGAGUUGGUGGAGGGAAGCGAGGCAGGCUGGUUGUCAUAGGAAGAGGGUUACAUGGUCGUGGUAGGACCCGUUUUCGACCCACAACAUCGCAUCACGUGACACCAAGAAUAGCUGAGGAAAUGCCAAUAGCCGACAAGAAGACCCCUGUUGCGGAACGUCAUGACGCGGCCACAGAGACGGAAGAACACGCUGUGCAGACAGAAUUGGACUCGGCCACUCGAGAAUUUGUUACAAAAGACGAGGUCGACGAUGAGGAUGUAGUGGUUGAUUCAACUCCUGAAGUGGAGAAGAAACUUUGUCAUAAGAUUAACAGAGUUCCCAAGAAAAUGCCUUUUGUGGGAUCCGGGCAAAAGGGCGAUAGCACUUUUUCUAUAGCUGGGAAUCAACAACAAGUCAUGAAGAUAAUCGGCACAAGGUUCCAGGAAUGGCUCCCCGUAGUUCGGAGUAUAAUCUACGAUGCUCGCUGCAAAGACUACGCAAAAGCUCUCCAAAGAGAUCUAGCCAGGCAAAAACGUUCCCAUGCGGAGCAGCUACGUAUAUUGGAAAUGGAUCUGGAAGACUGCCGAAAUGAUUCCGAAAGGCGAGAAAUAUAUGCAGACGUUAUUCGCCUCAAGCAGCAGUGGACUAGCAAGCACGAUCGUGUGCUGGCUCGUCUAAAUGAGCACAUAUCGAAAGGUGGUGUCUGGUCAAAGGUGCAACAACUGAGAACAAUUUACGCUGCUCUUCUUGUAUGA